Molecule: messenger RNA, 4829 nt
Organism: Ctenopharyngodon idella (grass carp)
Lineage: Eukaryota; Metazoa; Chordata; Actinopteri; Cypriniformes; Xenocyprididae
Gene: cdc14ab
Product: cell division cycle 14Ab
Exons: 18
Coding region: 482-2482 (666 amino acids)
Biological process (GO): protein dephosphorylation; positive regulation of cytokinesis; regulation of exit from mitosis
Cellular component (GO): nucleolus; centrosome; spindle pole
Molecular function (GO): protein serine/threonine phosphatase activity; protein tyrosine/serine/threonine phosphatase activity
Source: RefSeq, a predicted model, not a curated record
GCCGAUUGGAUAGCGCGGCACCACGUGACGUCCCUUUAAGAUCUUUCUUGACUGUCCGCGACCAUGGCAAAGGAAAGAUUUCUACCUAAUGACCAGGGCAGAGUUGCUAUGCAAAGGCUCGCGACUUAUAUUUGCCUAGUUUGAAGCGAAAAGGGAUAUAUAAUACGACGAAUGGCGAUUUGACGUUUCACGCGAGGGGAAAAAAACCUCCGGUGCUGCUCAUUCAAGCACUUUUACGCGGGACGCGAAAUGACGCACCUUGAGUUGUUUUAGAUUUUUUCUUCAAAUUUUACUCGUGGAGGAAUGCCACAAGAUUCAAGUGCCUUAUUUGCACAUUUCUUUGGGCUUUUUUGUUCUUGAGCUACUCGGAAUAUUUGCAACAUCAGUUAAGAGAGAAGUUGCAUCGGUGAGAGGAAACGGAUUUUAAACCAGCUGUAGUUUGUUCUUCUUUUAGUAGCUGCGCCUUACUCGCGCGCCGUCGAUGACUCUAGACAACUUAAAACAUUCCGCGAUACUCACAACCUUAUUUAAAAUGGCUGACGAUAAUGAUUUAAUAGGUGCUUCGGAGUUUAUUAAAGAUCGACUCUAUUUUGCAACCUUAAGGAGCAAGCCGAAAAGCACUGCAAAUACGCAUUACUUUAGCACGGAUGAGGAGUUUGUGUACGAAAACUUUUAUGCCGAUUUUGGACCCCUCAAUCUUGCCAUGCUGUACAGAUACUGCUGUAAACUCAACAAAAAGCUGAAGCUGGCAAGGUGUAGUUCUCUCAUGUGUUCAUGUUUUGGAAUAUUAAAGUCGUUUACACUGACGAGAAAGAGGAUUGUUCACUACACCAGCUUUGACCAGCGCAAAAGGGCUAACGCUGCUGUGCUCAUCGGUGCUUAUGCUGUGAUUUACCUGAAGAAAACACCAGAGGAAGCCUACAGAGCCCUGACUUCAGGCUCCAAUGCCUCGUAUCUUCCCUUCAGGGAUGCUUCAUUUGGGAAUUGCACAUACAAUCUGACGGUUCUUGACUGCUUGCAAGGCAUUAGGAAGGCCCUUCAGCACGGAUUCUUGAACUUUGAGACGUUCGACGUGAACGAGUACGAGCAUUAUGAGCGUGUCGAAAAUGGAGAUCUGAACUGGAUCGUCCCAGGCAAAUUUCUUGCAUUCAGCGGUCCACAUCCGAAAAGUAAAAUAGAGAACGGUUACCCUCUACAUGCCCCUGAGGCUUAUUUCCCAUAUUUCCGCAAGCACAACAUCACCACCAUAGUGCGCCUCAACAAGAAGAUCUACGAUGCCAAGCGCUUCACGGAUGCCGGUUUCGACCAUUACGACCUGUUCUUCGUGGACGGAAGCACACCCGGCGACGUCAUCACCCGCCGCUUCCUGCACAUCUGUGAGAGCACGGAUGGAGCGGUGGCUGUGCACUGCAAGGCGGGUUUAGGCCGGACGGGGACUCUGAUUGGCUGCUACCUAAUGAAGCACUACCGCUUCACAGCUGCCGAAGCCAUCGCCUGGAUCCGCGUCUGCAGACCCGGUUCUGUUAUUGGACCCCAGCAGCAUUACCUAGAAGAGAAGCAGGCGAGUCUCUGGGCUCAUGGAGAUAUUCACCGCUCCAAACAGCGGCAGUAUGAGGACAGAUCUGUGCCUCACCUCAUCUCCAGUAUAGACAACCUUUCCAUCAGCGCCUCCAUCUUUAAAUCCCACAGCUUGGACCGUAUGGAGGAGAAUGAUUACACUGAGAACGACCUCGGUAUGACGCAAGGAGACAAACUGCGCGCCUUAAAGGGUCGACGACAGCCGAGGUCUGCGACCACUGGAGCCAUAAGACUCGAGGACAUGAAGAUGCACACUAGGUCUCUAUCUCAGCCUCUCAGCCGAAUGAAACCGACAGCCACUGGCCAGGGUUCCAUCUCUCCCUUAAAAUCCUCCAAAGUCCCACCAUCCUCCUCCGUCUCUGCCUCUGCCAAGCGCAUUGGCCGUACUUCAUCUUCAUCAACCAACCUCAAGAGCACCAGGUUAGCCAGCUCUUUGGGUAACCUGUACGAACCAAAUGGCGAAUCAAACAGCUCUGGGAAUCCGCCUUCCCCUUCCUCGUUCACUUCCCACCCCGUCCGCACGGGCUACAGCGGCCCGAUUGCCCCACACAAUUACCACUACGAGGUCAACAACAACAACAAUCAGUAUAACACCACCAGCACCCCAAACACCAAUGGGGUGAGCCCAAGCAGUGGGGCAAAAAGUGUGACCUACAACCUCAACCACACCAGCAUGAGCGGACCUUCCACCAAUGUAAGGCUGGGGGCCAGUGAACAGGGGCACCACAGAAGCCCCCCAACAGGGCUGAGCGGGCUCUCCGCACGCUACCUCAGCCGGUCCAUUCCCUCAUGUGACUCCGCCCCCUCCAGUCAGUGGCAUGGAAGCAACACGGAGGCGAACGCCGAGUCAACACACACAGAUCGCACGCUAGCGUCCCUUCAGUCUGAGUAUGUUCAGUACUAAAGCCGCCACUUUCCGCUAACCCCUCAUCCCGCACUGCUGGCCUGGUUCUGACCCAUGACGCCUUCACUGUGACCACCAAUUCACUGGCUUCUUGUCGCAAAGGGGAACGAAGCCGAAAGGAGAUGCUUUUGAGACUAAACGGCUCACGGUCAGCCUCAUGGUAAUGAUACGUCCUGCUAUGACAGAGCUGAUCUGGAAUCUGCUGCAUGCUGUUAAACAACAUGAACUUGCCUUGGCCGUCCUUUCAAAACAUCUUUAUUUUUCAUUCCUUUUUUUCUUUUCUUUUUUUUUUAGAUACUCUCCAUGUAUGAAUAUACAUAAUUGUACUGAAAUAUUUUUAGAUAAAGAAUUUUGUACUUUUUUUUUUGUCCUAUUUUAUCUAUGAUUCUUAUGCUCAGCGAACAAGGUUCGUUGGUUAUAUUUGUGUGUCUUUGGAUUAGGGAAUUUGUUCUGACGUAAAUAUCACGUUUUUGUCUCCUGAGUGUACUUACGGAGUAACAUAUCAAGUGCGAUGCUAUAUUUAAAAGGUGUAAAAUGGUUUGACAGCUACGUGUCAUCUUCAAAGGGAUUUUUGGCUGACAAAAGCAAUAAAGACAGUUUGUUUCCUUUAUUUGGGAUCUAAGGUGGGCUUGUCUCCACGCAACUGCGGACGGCUAAUGAGACCACGACCAAUUUGCAAGCAAACUUGUUUUUCUCGGGAAAAUGAAGGGCUUUGUUUGUUCAGUAUGAGAAACAGGGUGGACUCCUUGUCUUUUUUUCCAUUGUGACAUCAUAAUGUGUGUUAUUAUCAAACUAAUUGAGAUCUGAGCUCUCACGGUUUUCAAGGGCUGUUGAAAACGCAAGCACCGACACUUCAUCUUUCAGCAGUGUCUGUUUCACCAGCACCUCUGAAAUAUAUCUCAGAAUAUAUACGAGUGAGUUACGAGUUUCUGGCUGCUGGUUUUAACAUGCACCGUUUUUGCAUGAAGUAGCUUAAGCUGCUUAAAAUAUAUUUUAACGAUAACAAAUAUUAAUGUACCUGCAGUAGCUCACCCACAAGUUGUAACUUUUUAUUACAGUAGAGGAGAUUGUGUAGGAGAUGAUAUGAAUAACACAACCCUUUAUGUUAUUGCACAUAAUGAAUGUACAAACUAAUCUGGAAAGGUUGAUCCAGAGAGGGUUGUGUCUACUCUAAAUUCAGUUAUUUUAGGAUGUUUACAAUCAAGUGCAAAUUAUUUAUCGUACAGUGUUCUUAUAGGUUUACCAGCAGGGUUUAAGCUAAAACCUUUGGAUUAUUUACUUAUCACAAAAACUACAAUACGGUCAUUUAAUAACCCUAAGACAUUCCAAACUUGACUUUAUUUCUUCUGUGAAACACAAAAUAUGAUAUUUUGUGCAAUGUACAAUGUACUCUGUUUAAGUACUGGGACUAAGCUUAGAAAAAUGAUGACGACGCACCAUUAAAGUACUACAAGUUGUCAAUUCUUUGUUAAAUAAGCUUCUGAAGGCAUACGAUAGCUUUGUGUAAUUAUAUAUAUAUAUAUAAUUUUUUUUUUUUUUUUUUUUUUUUUUUUUAAUUGUGCGAAAAUAAUCAUUUAUUCAAGGAAAGUCUUCCCCUCUGCCGGAGCUCUCAAAUCUCAUUCAGUUCAAGAAUUUCUUGGGGAAACAUGUUGCUCCAGAUUUUAUGUAAAUGAGAAAUAAAAACAUUUAUAAUCAUGAUGUCAAAUCUUAUGCGACACAUCUCGACAAAAAAAAACAGUUGAAUGCGUAGUGGCGAAUGAAAUUUAAGAGCUACAAUAAAGGGGAAGCUUUUCUGUAAGCCUUCUGCCCAAUUUAUAUUCAUUACACAGAAAAGAGCAGCUUGAACAUUCUGCUGAACAUCAUCUUUUGUGUUCCACAGAGGAAAGUAAAUCAUACAGGUUGAUAUUAGGUGAGUAAAUGAUCAUCUUAAUUUUGGGGGCAACUAACCCAUAUCUUUCUGUUUGAACAAAUACUCCAGUACAAGCUUAUGCAAUUAUAACUUGAUUGACUGUUCUGGAUCUGGAUCUUUUAGUCCUGUAGCACUCUGUACAUUCCAGAUGGUGUUAUGAAUUAUGUGUAUAUAUGGUUUGGGAGAAUCUUUUUGAUUGAAGUAUUCUACCUCUUUGACAUACAUGAUGUAAACUACUCUCUUGCUUAUGAAAAUAUAGAUAUAUUUAUAUAUUUUUGGAGCAGUGUGUAAAGAAAAUCUAACAAUGUUAGAGCAGUGUUUGCUUUUCACAUACUGAAUGGACAUUAAAAUACAAUGUAGUGUGUUGUACAUUUAUUCUUUUGCAAUGUAAACACGAUUUCAAAGACCAGAACAAAAUAAAAGAUUAAUUUUGCUUUA